AUGCGGUCACCACGCCUUCUUCUGGUACUCUUCUGCCUAAUCUUCUUCCCUAUUCUUUUGACCCUCUACUCCGCCUUCUCCUCGUCAAAGGUCGCAACCCCAAAUACGCUCGCUGGACGCUCGUCCGGGCUGCAUGCCUUGUUUUCUUUCAAUAUCCCCACCUCUCUCUUCCCCCCCUCCGCCAUCAUCAGCCUCACCGAUGACAACUCAACUUUCUUCCUCGCCCGCCCCGCAGCAUUCGGCCCACUUUUGCCGGGCAAAGGUUUGAGUGGCCGGCUCUGGGUAGGCAGUGGCUUUGGAGAGCCAGGACUUGCUACGGCGUCAGAGGGCGAGCUGGGCUGCUCCGAUAUUCCCGGAUGGGGUGAAGGUAGUGGCCAUAAAAACCAGGAUGCGCCCCCAAGGGGCACGGAACAGAAACCAAGCAGACCCGGCAGUGGUACGAUAGACGAUGCUGCUGUUCCACAAACUCGGCCCCGGCUUCCAUCGCAGGUGGAGUCCAACCGUCCGACCGACCGCCAUGAUGGCGCUUCCCACUCCACGAAUGAUGGGACCGACGACUAUUUGCAUCAUCCUCUACCGGAAUCCGGCGCGUCAGGUGCGGGGCCGACCCGCAAAUAUGGCGACUACAUACAAAGCAAGCAAUACACCCACGCCGACAUCCAGUCGCUGCAAGAAAUGGCCGAGAUCCAGGGAAAUGUUGUGCUACUGAGUCGCGGUGGCUGUGGAUUCCUGGAGAAGGUGAAAUGGGCCCAACGCCGAGGCGCUAUGGCGGUGAUAGUAGGAGACGAUACCCGCGGCGGCAACUUGGUCACCAUGUAUGCCCGUGGUGAUACGUCGAAUAUUACCAUUCCAGCCCUAUUUACUUCUCAUACAACUGGUCAUCUUCUCUCGUCAUUGAUACCGGGUCAUUCGGGCGCAGCCCAUGGGGGUGGAGAUGUUUUGAAAUCGCUCCAGGCAAAGCUUGCUGGUCAGGCCGAUGCCGAUUUGCGGAAAACCACAGCAACUACGACUUCGGUUGCGGUGUCUAUGCCUACAGCCUCUUCUAUGAGCUCGUCUACACUUAAUGAGCGGCCUGCUGCUGCUACUCAGCCCAGUAACGGCUUUUUCCGCACGCUCGGCUCUUUGCUAGGGUUGUGCAAUCGACAUGGAGGUUCCAAAACCGUUGGUGACAGCAGACGCCCGCCGAGUAGCGGCAACCUGGAUUGGAUGAGGCUUGGAUCCUGGGACUCCGCUAGCUCUCGAUCGCAAUCCUCCAAGGGUCGCAAGGAGAAAUCCCGUUAUCGUGCCAAAGCUGACGACAAGUCAAGCAGCCCUCCGAUCGGUCUCGUAUCUGAAAGUAUUGAUAGUGACGACUUCGUCAUUGGAGUUCAAGACUGGAGAGACCCCGAUUUAAUGCCCCCACGCGGAAGUGCACUACCAUUACCUAGUACCUCUACAAGUGGAAAUGAAGGCUUGAAGACUUCAGCUCCUGAUAACGACAUUGAAUCAGGCGCCAACAUCCUACGUGGUGGAAGUAUCACCCCCGGUAGUGGUGAAUAUCAGAGCAUUGACAAGUCCACCGGUAACAUCCAUGACGCCAAGGUGAAAGAGUUGGGGAAGGAGCCCAAUGCUGCAAAAGAAGAAUCUAGCCAAGCUGGCACGGGGUGGUUCUCGAGUCAUUUCGGCUGGGGCGACGAAGAUUCAAAUCAAGCGGCUCAGCCAUCUGCUUCUCCCUUGGUAAAGAAUCUACCUAUCAACCAGAAAACCCAGACUGCAGCCCAGUCGUCAGCAACCGCGAACCCCAUGUUUACAGAGCAUGAAGGCCUCUGGGUCACGUUGACGCCCACCAGCAUGGCAACUAGCCCAUUCUUCGACACCCUCCUAGUCCUUGUCAUUAGUCCGCUGCUGACAUUGACUGUUGUAUACGCUUUGUUAUUACUUCGAUCCCGAAUCCGGCGACGUCGCUGGCGCGCUCCGAAGUCUGUUGUUGAACGCCUUCCCGUUCGAACAUACCACACAAUUGCCAGCAUCUCGUCCUCUUCUAGUUCUAGCUCUCUACGGAACACUAGUCCUGGGCCUGUCACACCGGCCUCUCCACUUCUUGGCAGUGGAAAUCUACCAGGCGCGUCUCGACCAACGCGGCCACGCUCUCAGACUAUUGCCGGGAUGACCGUUGACUCACCAAUGACACCCAAGGAAGAGAAGUCAAACAGUUUACAGUCUGGCUCUGUCCUAUGGCGUCGUAAAUAUACUGGUAGACAGGUGGAAUGUGUUGUUUGCCUCGAGGAAUAUAUUGAUGGACAAAGUCGGGUGAUGAGUUUGCCCUGUGGGCAUGAAUUCCAUGUUGAAUGCAUUACUCCGUGGCUCACAACCCGACGACGAACAUGCCCGAUUUGCAAAGGAGAUGUUGUUCGUUCGUUAGCGCAUUCUUCCGGCGAUGACUCCCGUGAGCAAAACGAAGAAUCCACCGAGGGUCAUAUUCAGACGCCGAAUGUGCAUUCAGAAUCUUCGUCCGCUCCCCUUCUCAUUGCCAGCAUGAGUGACGAUGUGGACACCGAACAGCAUGCGGGUCUUGAUGGCCAUGCUAGCUCUGCACCACAAUCAAGCUGGAGGAAUCUCGCAACUCUCAGCUUUUCCGCUCUCAGUGGUGAUACCAUUUGGCACCAGGCUCGUGCGGACCGGAAUCGCUAA
Molecule: messenger RNA, 2670 nt
Organism: Penicillium manginii
Lineage: Eukaryota; Fungi; Ascomycota; Eurotiomycetes; Eurotiales; Aspergillaceae
Product: PA and RING finger domain protein
Exons: 2
Coding region: 1-2670 (889 amino acids)
Source: RefSeq, a predicted model, not a curated record